Dimorphilus gyrociliatus is the source of this 2029-nucleotide messenger RNA. The record is from the annotation of a GenBank genome assembly. Lineage: Eukaryota; Metazoa; Annelida; Polychaeta; Dinophilidae.
AUUUCGGUAUUCAACCACCAUUCAUAGAAUGCAAUCGACACAGUUAUGGAAAAAGGCUAACAGAUGGACUCCAUCCGAAGAAACUGUUACUUUAGCCGCUCAAUUAUUUAAGUUACUUGAAGAAAGGCGAAAAGAAGAUGACCUUCUCAAGAAAACUUACCUUUUCGUUACAUUCCAAAAAGUUUUUAAAAAUUGCACAGAUAUUGAAUCUCUUCUUCAAGUAACCAAUGGCUGUGGAUAUAAUUUACUGCAAACUGCAACAGCUUACCGGGAUAUAGAGAUUAUAGACCUUUUAAUAUCAGAAGGAGUAAGUCCUGAUUUAGGAAAAUGUUCUCCUCCCCUGCACAUAGCUUCUUCAAAAGGAGAUAUUGAUCUUGUUCUACAUCUCCUAGAUUUAGGUGCUAAUCUGAAUAAAAAGUGCGGAAUGUGUUGGCCUAAACCUCAUCUACCUAUUAAACACGUUCCAUCUAGAUUUCACUUUUUGGAAACGGAUAUCUUCCUGUGCGAUACAAAUUCUAAAUUGCCGUUAAUGUGCGCAAUUGAAGGAGAUCACGUGGCUAUUGUUGAUAAAAUCUGGAAGAAAUCUCGUCUAUCAAAAUGUUAUCCUCUUCAUUGGGCUGCUGAGAAUAGUAGUUUGGCGUGUUUAGAAUAUUUUACGACCAAGGAAGGAAUAAAUACGAAAGAUGAUUGUCAGAUGACGCCUCUAAUGUAUGGCGUUUCAGUUGGCAAGAAAGUUGUUCAACGUCUUCUAGAUUUUGGCGCGGACGUUCAUUGCCAUAAUGCAAAUGGUGGCGUACUUCAUCACUUCUUUAGGAAUUUACGUAAUCCUCUCGAAUUAUACGAAGUAACUAAACUUCUUUUGGGACACGGCUUAGAAAGCAGUGUAAAUACGUUGGAUAGGGACAAGAAUACCGUUUUACAUUUCCUAGUAUUACUAUGCAAUAGAAAAUUAGAAACGCUCUCACAAGACGCCACUGACCAAGAGAAUUUUAAUGAGCAAGUUAUUAAAACUCUUGAAUUACUAUUACUGCAUAAUGUAGACGCUAAUAUCUUCAAUUCAAGUGGAGUAACAGCACUACAUAAACUACUUUUAACAUUUGAUUUUGUACUGAGUAACGAACCAAGAGGGAUUACUGCCGAUAGCUUACCACAAAGGGAAUUCUACGAGAUAAAUAUGGAGGUUUUGAACUCAGCCCUAUCUAUUUUAUGUCGACACGAAGCAGACGUUUGUUCCUUAACCGCAGCGGGAAGAUCUUCUAUAAUAAUAGUUCUUCAAUCGAUACUCGAAGCAAAAUGGCAACUUGUUUCAAAAAAUUCCAACGAAUUAAUUAAAUUAAUGUCAACUUUAUGUAAAUACGGAACCAAAUUGGAUCUUAAUCGAAAUAUCCAUAAUAUGAUUGUCGCUUCAUUGACGAAACUUACGGAAAAAUCUAUUCAUAAUCCGAAUAUGUCAGAUUUUACGAUAUCAAUUUACGAGACGUUAUUCAAAAAUGGGUUAGACCCUAACAAAACAGGUCAACCACCUGCAAAUAUUUUAGCUCAGACUAUCCGAGCGAUAAGUACAGUAAGGAGUGAAGCCGGUGCAAAUUUCUUAUAUAAAAUUGUAGAAUGGCAACUGCAAAGAGGAGCAAAUCCAGAUAUUGAACCAUACGCUUUAGAUCUAGAAUUUCGUUCUUCCCAAAGUUGUUUCUUUUUAAAGAAAACCUCUAAUGGAAUACUACAAUUGACUAUAGAUGAAUUACAGUCAUUACCAAAUUCUAAAGUUGGCAAUUACGUCGCCGAAAAACUCUUGUAUUUAAUCUGCAAUAGUGUUAGUCAUCCGACUCUAUAUGCUAUCAACAAAGGAUAUUUGGCGACAGUUGAAUCAAGAUUUAGGAACAUUUUAAUUCAUUUCAUAGAAAGCCCAAGGAGUUUAAAGCAAAUAGCAAGAGUAGUUAUAUAUAAGCAAUUAGAUAGAAAUCUAUAUAAUAAAGUUAAUCAUUUACCGUUGCCUUUCCUACUAAAACAGUAUUUGUUAUUUUUCAUUUAA